This is a messenger RNA of Megachile rotundata (alfalfa leafcutting bee), 1519 nucleotides long. RefSeq names its product methyltransferase-like protein 25B. The record is from RefSeq and is a predicted model, not a curated record. Lineage: Eukaryota; Metazoa; Arthropoda; Insecta; Hymenoptera; Megachilidae.
CCCGCGGCCAUUUUACAGCAACGAUGGCCGCACCUAGCGACAUUCGGUGCACAUGUAGAGUCUGUACAAAAAUUCGUGUCACGAUCGACCAAAUAUUUUCCGUUCUAGACGUACACGGUUGGUUAUUGGACUCCUAUAUUGUGGACUUUUUUCAAGAGAACCUGUGGGAAAAAUUGCCAGAAAGUUGGAGGUUGACGUUGCAAGAUACACCUCCUCAGGAGUUUGGUAAAUGGUUGUCGGGAGACAUCUCGUGCACACGUGUGUGGCCUUUGUCAUUGCUUGCACUACGACAAGUGACUAAUAUUUUACAAGUCAAUAGGAAUCAUGAGGAUCCAGAAAGUAUUGUAUCCUGUGAACUUAAUGUAACAAAUAAUAAUAACAAUGAAGCAAUUAAAGCGGAUAAAGACAGUACACUUGAGGAGAUACAUUCCCAGGAUCAUAAAUUUAGGAACCUGUUCUCGAAACACAUAAAAAAGAAAAAGAGAUACGAGAUACAAGAGAUAGCUCAAGUGUGUGCAGAUUGUGCCCAUGAAGCUAAUUGUAAGUGUAUUGUUGAUAUUGGAGCUGGAAUGGGCCAUUUGGCUCGGAUCUUAGCUUUUCAAUAUGGAUUAUAUGUUACCUGUAUCGAACAAGAUUGUAUAUUAUUACAACAAGCUAGGAAAUGGGAUCAGGAAUUAUUCUUGUCCAUAAAAAAGCAUUUACCUAAUUUUUGUCAGAAAUGUCCACAACAAUUUAUAGCAAAAUUGGAAUCAGCAAAUUUAGUAGAAUCAGAAUUAGUUAGUCAAUUACAGGAGCUAUUUCAGAAUAAAUUCAACCUAGAUGAAUUGGAAACUAAAUUUGGUCUUGUAGGACUUCAUCCUUGUGGAGAUUUAGCCCCAAUAUUAUUAAAACUUUAUUCCUCCAGGAGUGAAGCAAAGUUUAUUUGCAUUGUAGGAUGCUGUUACAUGAAAUUAACGAUACAAUCAGAAGUAAGUGGAUUGAAAGGUUAUCCACUAAGCAAGUACCUGUUAUUACGUAAAAAUCAUUUGUUAACUUAUACAUCAUUAGAGGUAGCUUGUCAUGCAAUUGAAAAAUACUGUGACAAACUAAAGAUUGGGAACUAUGAAGAUUUAAUAGUACAUACUUAUAGAGCAGCUUUAGAGACUAUUUUAAUUAAAAAAUGUGAAAAAUUACGUCAUAGUCAAUUGAGAAACGUUAAAGUAACAAAAGGGAUGUCAUUUAGACAGUACUGUAUUACAGCUACAGCACAUUUUGACACUAAUUUACACAUACAAGAUUCCGACAUUAAUAACGCAGAAAUCAAUAGUUUUCUGAACCAGUGGCAACAAGUUAUAAUAUUUGGAUCCCUCAGAAUGAUGUUGGCGCCAUUGGUGGAAACAAUUGUACUAUACGACAGAUUCUUAUUUUUAUCCGAAAAAAAUUUGACACCAACACUGAAACCGGUGUUCGACAGUAGACUGUCUCCACGAAAUCUAGUGUUAAUGUCCAGGAAAAAAUAACUAAGAUAAUUAUUUUUCAA